Messenger RNA from Psilocybe cubensis, 1584 nucleotides. Its product is annotated as RNA exonuclease 1-like protein. Gene Ontology annotation, molecular function: exonuclease activity; nucleic acid binding. Lineage: Eukaryota; Fungi; Basidiomycota; Agaricomycetes; Agaricales; Agrocybaceae. Bases 1 to 1584 code for a protein of 527 amino acids. The record is from RefSeq and is a predicted model, not a curated record. Gene Ontology annotation, cellular component: nucleus. The transcript is spliced from 7 exons.
AUGUUUGCAACUACAGGACUCUUUAGAAACUUGGCAUGUCCAGAACGCGAUACAUGCACAAGGCAAAAUUGUUUAUUCUCGCAUUCGUCGGAUGUGCCUCCACCGAAGCCUCUCGUCAAACAGGCGACUCCCGUUCCAACAACGAUCCGUAGCUCAACACCGUCAACGUCAGGAAUAUCAUCCAAAUUUUCAUCCACUUCCGACCUACAUGGCUCCAAUCCACACGUUGUUCCAGCCAAACGCCCGGCACUUGCAUCUCCUACAAAGAUGAUCCCAAAUAUUGCAGAACCUCCACGCAAACUCCAAAAGGUUGGCGUUGCGAAAAUGCCUUUAGUACCUGUGGCCUCAAGUUCAGAGUCUGGCAUGCCAGUCUUGAGAAUCAAUGCUGCCCAGUCCUCGGUUGCAAUUCCCGUCAGACAGACGAUGUUGAAGACGUUGUACGAACACUUCGUGAUACUAUAUAAGUCUAUACUUUCGACAAAUCCCUCUUUGGCUUCAGAACAUGCCCUAAGGCAAGAGGAUGAGGUAUAUAAGAAGUCUACAAAAUUGACAUAUCGUAAUGCAUCUGCCUUGAAGAGGAGAGAGGUCCCUACCUCCAUCUCACACCCAUCUGUUGGUACAGAAGGCGAUAUUGUUUCCCGCGCAGAAGCACGUAAAUCUUUAGAAAAUCUCCAACUCACAGCCGACCGCCUCGAACCUUUCAUACACACCACUGAGGAACUGAAGAGCUGGGGCUAUUUUGUUGAUAUACCACCGGGGCCCGGAGGCGAUCGGCCAUCACAGGAAGGAAAGAUAGCGAAGUGCGAACGGUGUACUCAAUAUUUUCUUGUUAAACGUGCAGAAGAAUCGGAACAAUGUACAUAUCAUUGGGGUAAGGCAUAUACGUCACGCGCAAAUGGGGAGAAGCAACGUACAUACAGUUGCUGUUCCAGAUCCGUGGUGGAUAGUGAAGGCUGUUCACAUGGACCUCACGUAUUCUAUGAAUCGACAGCAGAAGAAUUACAUUCUCGCCAUGCAUUUUCAUUUCUUCGUUCACCAAAAUCCGACAGCCCAAAACUUGACGUGGUAGCCCUGGAUUGUGAAAUGAUCUAUACCACUGGAGGAAUGCGCGUCGCACGAGUGUCCAUCGUUGAUGGUUCUGGAAAGGAGAUCUUUGACGAGUUUGUACGCAUGGACGAAGGUGUAAACGUCAUUGACUACAACACGAGAUUCUCGGGGAUUACGCCACAGAACUAUGCCACAGCUUUACGCACUUUGUCUUCCAUACGUGAAGCUUUGGAUUUGUUAAUUGAUUCUAAUACUAUUCUUGUUGGCCAUGCGCUCGACAACGAUUUAAAAACAUUGCGAAUUAUCCACCAUAAAUGUAUCGACACUGCCCUACUCUUCCCACACAAGGCGGGGGCACCUUAUCGCAGGUCACUCAAAGAUUUGGUACGAGAAAAGCUAGGCAGAUCUAUCCAGAUGGGAGAUGCAAAUGAAGGGCACUCAUCGCUGGAAGAUGCUAGUGCAACAUUGGAUCUUGUGCGGUGGUACAUUCUCAAUAAACAAAAAUCAGCUGUACACUCUGGAGUUAUUACAACAUAA